Juglans microcarpa x Juglans regia is the source of this 873-nucleotide messenger RNA. RefSeq names its product transcription factor MYB111-like. The record is from RefSeq and is a predicted model, not a curated record. The transcript is spliced from 3 exons. NCBI's taxonomy places the organism in Eukaryota, Viridiplantae, Streptophyta, Magnoliopsida, Fagales, Juglandaceae. Bases 34 to 873 code for a protein of 279 amino acids.
UCUUUCUCGCUCUUUCUCAGAGGGUCCAUACAUAUGGAGAGAAAGGGAAGGGCACCGUGUAAUGACAAAGCGGGGUUGAAGAAAGGAAGAUGGACAGCUGAAGAAGACGAUAUCUUGACAAAGUACAUUCAAACCAAUGGUGAAGGUUCUUGGAGGACUUUGCCCGAGGAUGCCGGUUUGUCAAGGUGCGGAAAGAGCUGCAGACUCAGGUGGAUAAAUUAUCUGAGACCAAACUUGAAGAGAGGGAACAUCACGCCUGCUGAGGAAGAAACCAUUGUUAAGUUGCAUAAUGCUUUGGGAAAUAGAUGGUCUUUGAUAGCUGGGCAUUUACCGGGACGAACAGAUAAUGAGAUAAAGAACUACUGGAACGCUCACUUAAGCAGAAAGCUAUACAGAUUCACCAGGACCAAAAAUGAAUCCCUGUCCACAAUUCUCAAUCUGGCUGCUGCAUGCAAGCCAAGAGGGGGAAGAUCAUGUCCAACUACAAGACCACAUAAGAAAAAGCUCAAGAACACAUCCUCAAAUACAGUUGGAAUAUCACUAGCAAAGCCUGCUCAGAGUGGUCCCACAAGUACUAUGUUGCUUGAAUAUCCAACCACCAAAGAAAAAGCAGAUGAUCUACCUGGUACCAUUUUGGAACAAGUUGAAAAGAACCCAACAAUGGGCAUGGGUUCAUGGGGCCUAGAACAGAAAUGGGUGGUCGGAAGAAACCUUGGCAUUCAUGGUCCUUGCCAGGACAACACGGCAAGGAUAUUAAGCCAAUGUGGUGGCAGUAAAAGAGCAGAGUUAAGCCCUAAUAUCGAGAGUGAUAACAGUGCAGUUGUGCUGCGUCCCUUUCAGACCCAGAACGGAGAAAUGAUUGGAGCCGUAUGA